Molecule: messenger RNA, 1254 nt
Organism: Megalobrama amblycephala (Wuchang bream)
Lineage: Eukaryota; Metazoa; Chordata; Actinopteri; Cypriniformes; Xenocyprididae
Gene: wdr77
Product: WD repeat domain 77
Exons: 10
Coding region: 103-1077 (324 amino acids)
Biological process (GO): oocyte axis specification
Cellular component (GO): methylosome
Molecular function (GO): protein binding
Source: RefSeq, a predicted model, not a curated record
GGCGCUGGAAGCGGAAGUGCUGCACACACGCGCGUGUCGUUUUCAUUCAUUGCGGGAGAUCGCAGGAGUUCAGUGUGAAAUUAACAAUAAUUAGAGAUCAUAAUGAUUAAAGAGAACCGCUGGAAUAUCCCGGUAAACGCUCCGGCGUGUAUGGAGAGACACCUGGACGCGGCGGAUUACAGAACAGACGGCGCGCUGCUGCUGGGCGCGUCCAGUCUGUCGGGUCGCAGCUGGCAGGGCUCCGUGUGGGUGUACAGUGACCCCAAACUGGCCCCCAGCGAGGGCUUCUGUAAGGCGGGCGUUCAGACUGAAGCUGGAGUCACGGACGCGCGAUGGAUCUCGGAGCGCGCGCUGCUGCUGGCGUCAGACGCGGGUUCGGUGGAAUUCUGGGAGCUGGCGGAGGACGAGCGUCUGCUGGUGAACCGCUUCAGUGCGCACGAGCACGAUGAUGCGGUGACGGGCGUGAGUGUGUGCGCGGGCGCGCGUCACGCCGUCAGCUGCGGUGCGGACUGCAGGAUCAAAGUGUGGGAUCUGAACCAGGAGAGUGUCAUCAGCUCCUAUACAGCUCACUCUCUGCCGGUCAGCGGUGUGUCGUGUUCUCCUGCAGACGAGUCUCUCUUCCUGUCAUGUGCUCAGGACGGACGACUGCUGUUGUGGGACCGACGGAAAGACAAACCUGCCUCUCGCCUCGACGUGGUCUCUCCCAGCUGCUCUCCCACCGCCGUGGUCUGGCACCCUCAUCAGAGCAGCACUAUCGCAUACGGUGAUGAGCUGGGCCGUGUGACUCUGAGAGAUCUGCAGACGUCAGACGCCGUACGGACGACACACGCUCACAGCCGCAGGGUCUCCAGACUGGCCUUCUCCUCAGACAGUGCACCUCUCCUGGCCUCUAUCAGUGAUGAUUGCUCCGUUGCCGUGGUUACUGCAGAGCUCAGAGAAAUUUUCAGGGACCGGCGGCACCAGGACUUCGUGCGCGGCGUGUGUUGGGUCCCGGGCGGCUCGGCCGUGUUGACCACCGUGGGCUGGGACCAUCAGGUGCUGCACCACAGCGCGGGCCGACAGACGCCUGCGCCCUAGAGCAUCAUGGGAAACCACUCCCAUCUCUGUUGUGUGUCUCCAUCACAUACGCUCAUGAUUCAUGAGUUUCCGUAGCAGAACAUGUUAUUAAUAACAGAAUGACUGUUUUGAUUAUGCUGUUUUUUCACACCUUCAGAAAAACACUUUCACGGUUCAAUAAAGUUUCUGUCAUCUGUU